AUGGCUGCAUCUAAUGAUACAUCAUCGAUAAAUCCAUCUUCUGAUGAGAAUUUGGAAAAAAGCAUUGUAAACGAUGAUGAAAUCGAAUCGAUCAUAAACGAAAUUAAAAAUGUUUUAUCAUUAGAUGAUGGCGAACUUACAGACAAAAUUAUUGAUGACUUGUUGGACAACGGUCGACAAUCAUUAGCGAAAUAUAAAGAAGAUAUUAUACCCAAAGUCUAUAAAGAAGUAAUGAGCGAUAAUGAUACUAUAUUGAUUCCUUUGAUCAAGAAGUAUAUCGAGAGAGAAGCGGAAAUAGGUUCUAUGGAAACCUAUCCAUGGUUCAUUUCAUUUCUUAAUGCAUAUAAAAAUGGAGAAAAUCGUGUGAUAUAUGACCGUGUUUUUACUCGCUCUGCAAUUUAUGGACCUAUAUAUAUGAAAAAUAAUCCAUUAUUGUCAUUUGUUUUACAACUUCUCUUCGAAGGCAUUGAUGAUCAGUGUUUGAAAGAAACAAAUGUCUUCGAUGAUUUAUGGUUCUCGGUAACCAACGAUGGUUUAAAAUCAAUAACAAAAUAUUCCGACUAUAUUAUUGAAAGUGUAAUGAAUGAACAAUUAAAACGUGACUCAAUAUUGUUUCAGGCAUUACGUGAAUAUUAUCGUGAAGGGGUACUUUUAUCGUUAAAAGAAAGCAAUAUUACGGACAAGAAAAAUUUAUAUGAUUUAGCAUUAGACGAUAUUACUGAGCAGGGAUGGUUGACUGAUUUGAAAUCUAUUGAAGAAAGUAUAACACCGAAGUCUUAUAAAACUCUAUUGGAAAAACUUCGUACUUUUCAUCAAAAGCAAAAACCAAAUGAAAAAUGUGAUGAAAGUGAAUCUGGUAGUUUCAAAGAAGAAUCGGCUUCAUCAUUCACGGCUCGUGCUGGCUUUACAGCUGUACAGAAUGCAUGUCAAAUAGAAGCAUUGAAACUUCAUAAUACAUAUAGAGCUCGACAUGGUGUUCCUGCUCUAGUUCUUGACGAUGAUAUUAGUAGAAAAGCUCAAGCUUAUGCAGAUUAUUUGGCGAGAAGUGGUUUAUUUCAGCACAGCUCAGAUCGAAAUAACCUAGGCGAAAAUUUAUUUGCCAAAUGGAGUACAGGAUCACUGGAAAAUACUGGAUAUGGUAAAACAGCUACUGAAUCAUGGUACAGCGAAGUUCGGCAUUAUAAUUACAGUUGGGGAGGCUUUUCAAUGUCGACAGGUCAUUUUACUCAGGUUGUUUGGAAGAGCACCAAGCAACUGGGCGUAGGAGUAGCUUUUGGAGAUGGAGGACGAAAAGUUAUUGUCGUAGCACAGUAUCGUCCGGCUGGCAACAUGAGGGGAGACUUUCAGCGAAAUGUUUUACCUUCACGUUAA
Molecule: messenger RNA, 1371 nt
Organism: Rotaria sp. Silwood1
Lineage: Eukaryota; Metazoa; Rotifera; Eurotatoria; Philodinida; Philodinidae
Source: the annotation of a GenBank genome assembly